CGUCACUGGGUGCAAUAUGGGGUCCUUGCUGCGAGUCUAGCGUGACUUUGGUAAAGCGAGAGUAGACAAGUAGAUUUGUAGAUUAGGAUUAUUUUUUUAAAACUGAUUUGGACCUCGGGUAUUGAGUUAAUCGGCCUGAAAUGGCGCACGCAUUGGUGUUAUUUAGACAUGUUGCCGUUUGAGUUUGGAGCUCAGCGUGAACGCGAGCCUCACCUUUGACAGACCGCGGUAGAAACCCUGUGAGAGUCUAUACGGAGGUUUACGGUAAUCACCCAGUGGUGAGAGUAAAAUCACAAAGCUGAUCUAAUCAUUGAUUUGUGUGGUGUGUUUGCGUUACCGUUCACUGUUAUCUUUGAACAAACUCGGGGGUAAAAACGAGCGUUCUGUUCUCAGGGGAUAAAUAGGUGCUCGUGUGCAGUAGUUCAUGAGAAAGUUUGUGGGUAAACUUUUCUAACACCAGAAGCCUUGUGGUUACCGUAAAGCUCGGUAUACGCUCGCACCGCCGCGGUUUUUUGACAGAACCAUGCUUCUGUACUGAGCGUCCGGCAAAAGUACACUUUGUCAUGUGGCCGUUGGGGUUUUGAGGGUUUGUUACGUUUUAGCGAUGUAUUUUAAUCUUCUACACGAUGGCAGGGUUACACCGGAACUUUGUACAUUCUAGAGCAGUUUCCUUGUAGCCAAUGUUGUGUAGCAGCUGCAACAUUUUGCUUCCGCGCGCUGCGUAAAAACGCUGUGUGAAACGUUCAUUACGACUCGUGUUAUUAUUCUGCUUGUGUGUGUGUGUGUGUGCCGUAUUAAACAUGCUGCUGUCGCUGGUUGUACACACGUACUCUCUGCGCUACUGCAUCCCGGCCGUGGCGAUGCUCGGCACUGCGCCGGUCUACCUGCUCUCCUGGGGCGCAUGGCGACUCCUCUCCACUGUCCUCCCAUCCAGACUCUACCACACUGUGGACGAUCACAUCUACACCAUGUACCAGAGCAUGGUACUGUUCUUCUUCGAAAAUUACACCGGGGUUGAGAUUAUUAUUUAUGGAGACAUACCAAAGAAAAAGGAGAAUGUGGUCUAUCUCUCCAACCAUCAAUCCACAGCGGAUUGGAUCAUUGCGGAUAUGCUAGCAAUUCGCCAAAAUGCGCUUGGGCAUGUAAGAUAUGUGUUAAAAGAUGGUCUGAAGUGGCUUCCAUUGUAUGGCUGGUAUUUCUCUCAGCAUGGUGGUGUGUACGUCAAGCGGAGCGCCAAGUUUGAUGAAAAGGCCAUGAGAAGGAAACUCCGCUCUCAGACUGAUGUAGGAACACCAAUGUAUCUUGUCAUAUUCCCUGAAGGAACACGCUACAACCCUGAAUUUAAGGAAGUCAUCAAGGCCAGUCAGGCUUUUGCUGCAAAAGAAGGGCUUUCUGUACUAAAUCACAUUCUAACGCCAAGAAUGAAGGCAUCACAUGUAGCAAUAGAGUCCAUGAAGGAGCACCUGAACGCAGUUUAUGACAUCACAGUGGCUUACGAAGGCACACUGACUGCGGAUGGGAAAAGACGAUCUGCCCCUUCGAUGCCAGAGUUCCUUUGUAAAGAAUGCCCCAGAGUGCACAUCUACUUUGAGCGCGUGGACAUAAGGGAGGUUCCUCCAGAGCCAGUUUUUUUCCGCAGAUGGCUUCAUGAUAGAUUUGAGGUUAAGGAUAAGUUGCUGGCGGACUUCUAUGAGUCUGAGGACCCCAAGAAAAAAUGCAAGUUUCCAGGAGAGGGUCAAAGGUCACCACUCAGCCUCAGAAAGACACUGCCUUCACUUCUGGUGUUGAGCGGACUCACUGUGCCAUUGCUGUUAACCGAGUCAGGUAGAAAACUUUAUGUGAAAACCUGGCUCUAUGGAACUCUCUUGGGAUGGCUAUGGGUUCAUAUACGACCAUGAGGUAAAAGAAACCACUGACCUCCUGCCAGCUUGUAUACAGACCGGUGCUGGUUAAAUUCUUUUGUUUUCAACCAGCCAUGCUGUGACCAUCUUUGGGAUGUUUUUCCCCCCAUUUGUUAGAGCAAGUGGUGUUUGCUGGAGGAUGACAACAUCUUCUCUUUAUUCUUUGCAUCAUUUUGUCUUGAAAGCUUUUUUUUAGUUUUACAUUCUCAGCGGAAUGUCCAAGUUGGUACGUUGGUACGUUGGUUGUCUUAAUUUUUUGAGCUGGAAAUAAAAAGCAGAAUUUUAAAUGGGGUUGACAGGCUUAUACAAAGGUUGGUUAAGAUAUUUUUAUUGUGUUCAGCUUUCCACAAAGGUAUUCAUAAUAUUAAUGGCAUUUUUGGUUCUGAUAUUUUUGACACUCUUGUUUAAAUUGCAUUCAUUUAUGAUUGGGUUGUUUGAGAUUGGGUUGGUAAUUUGUUGUUUUUGCACGAUAUUUUGGUUUGUUUACGCAUUGUUUGCUUUAUAUCUUUUCUUUGUUUGUUUUUUUUUUGCACAAUUGAUUGCCUCAUACAAUAUUGCCAAACUUCAGGAUGCAGGAACAAUAUAUUGUCACUAAAUACUUAUCUAAUAAAUACAUAUAUAUAUAUAUAUGCAGUAAAAUGCAACAGAGAAGCAUUUCACUGUACUCUGCCUUUAACAUGCAAAAUUAACGCUGUUACCUCAGCUGCUUUUCCAUUCCUCAGUUAUUCACAAACCAGUGUAUUCAAAUGCAUAUGUUUUAGAGAUAACUUGCUUUAAAAUGUAUUAAUACCACAAUGGGUUCCAGUAUUAUUCAAUAUUGGGUGAAAAACCCAAUUUACCGCCUACAUCUCAGCAUUUUACACUUAACCCUUAAUCUGCUCACAAUAGUCUCAUUUUAAAAGUCCAUAAAAAUAUGAUUCUGAUGUGUGUAUCUGUUUAGGCAUGUGUUGACAUUUAACUAAUAGAAAAAAAUUAAAAUAUACUCACAGACCUCUUAAAUUAGCCUGUACUUUUGCAAGUGUCCAAUCAGCCAAUCAUGUGGCAACAGAGCAAUGCAUAAAAUCAUGCAGAUACAGGUCAGGAGUUUCUGUUAUUGUUCACAUCCCACAUUUGUAUGAGGCAAAAAUCUGUCACUUUGGCACAAUUUGGGUAAAACGGUGCAUACUGCAACCACAGAUUCCAUUUUUUGGUUGACCCGAGUCUUCUGCUUUUGUAGACACAAGGUUUGGUGUGUUGUGAAGAAUUCUUUGAGUUACUGUAUUUUUUUUGUGAGUUUGAACCAGCCUGCCGUUUCUCACAGCUCUCUCCUAAACAAGGCAUUUCCACUCACAGAAAUGGUGCUAAUUUUUUUUUGUUUGCUUUCGCACCAUUCUGUGAAAACUCUAAAGACUAUAGUGCUUGAAACCAGCUCAUCUGGGACGAACACCUUGAUCUAUACAAUUGUGCUACUGCCACAUGACUGGCUGAUUGCAUGAAUGAGCAGGAGUACAGGAGGUCUUAUUAAAGUGUCACUUGUAGUAUGUCUUCAAGUAAACGACUGCCAAUUUAAAAAAAAAAAAAAGAGAGAGUGAGUGAGUUUACUGGCCUGGCACCCUUCCUCUUCUUAUUUAAACCUAAUUAAGGCCAUGCCGGUCAAGCAUGAAAUUUAUGGGUUCUGUUGAUCAACAGUGACUAUACAAAACCUAAAUAUUCUGAAAACCUAAAAAUUGUUAAUCCUUUGAACCCAUUUCCGAAUAAUUGUGUAUAUUGCUAUUUAUAAUUUUUUUUACAUAUUGAAGCCAAGAGGAAAACCAGUAAUUGUCUAUUGUGAACAUAGUUUAGUUUUAUUUCGGUAAUUACCAUACAUUGAUAAAAGUCCGUUAUUUUAACCAGAUGAUAUUUCAUCCAUUUUGUUCUAUGAAUAAUUUGGUUUAAACAAUAAUUUUACCAGAAAUUGACUCUUAGACGUAAAUAUGAGAAUAGAUGGCAGCGUGCGUGGUUCAAAGAAAAUGUCACUGAAACUCACAUUCUCCCAGAUUCCAUUAGUUUAUCAGUGAAAUUAACACACGAUGUAGCCAUUUAUUUAUCUGUAUCACACAAAGAAAAGAACUACCUCUAAACGUCUAUCCACAGACUGUGUACAGUAAUAUUACAUAUUGGUGUUCAGUAUGAAUGCUUCCUUCCAUUAUAUAAAAAUAAAUCAAUAUACCAUUCAAAAAAAUUUAUAGUUUUGCCCCAGUCAUCAUAAACCUUUUAAAAUUGACCACCAUAUUAUAAUGGCUUCUAAAAUGUAUUAAUAGGGCUCUGGUGGGAGGGUGGUUCGAGGGGCUAUAAUUUAGCUAAUGAAAUGUUUGGGUGAUUAACCCCUUUAAUGUUUUAUGAUGUUCUGAGUGAAAAUUGCCCUCGUGAUGUUUUGUUUUUUUUGGACAUGCAUUUGCCUUUUUUACCUGCAGCAGUGUUUUGUUUCCUUUUAAUUUGUUUAUUUAUGAUUGACAGUGACUGCAUAGACGUGUUACCUGAUCUCAUGGGACAAUUCUUAUUUUGAUUACUUGGGCAAUUAUUUUAAUUUGAUUUACUAAAUAUCACUGCAGCAAUUAGGAAAUUUUUUUUUAUCAGCAGUACUUUAAAUUUAUAUCCAUCAUGUCACUGGUUCUGAAUGGACAUAGUUUAUAGUUCUCGGAAAUAGUUUGACAACAAGUAAAUGUAAAUCUUAAAUGACCACAAUAUUCUCUUACAAACUCAGAAAACAAUUGUUUUCAGAACAGUGUUGCUGAUGAUCUAAGUGCUGAUUAAAUGUAGAAUGCAUAAUGAAAAUUUACUGGAAUUCCAUUCCCUAUUAUAUAAAUAACAACAAUAAACAUGAAAAACAACAACAGGAAAACAAAUUAGGACAACAACAGGAAAAGUGUCAACGUUAGCCGGUGUGAGCGAAUGAGUCAGUAUAUGUGGAUAUUGUGAGAUGUCCUCAUAUUUUUGCAGAGGAACCUGAUGACGCUAUUGGUUAUUAGCAAACAGAAGGUCAUAUCAUCACCUGAUAUGACCCAGUAAAUUCCCACAGAUUAAUUCCAGUUACAGUCAGGAAAGAACAAACGGACAUGAGGUUGUCAGGAAGUUCCUUCUCGUGACAUGUUUGGUACCAGAAACUGUUUGUAUUCUCAUCGUGACUUCACUGCAAAUUAUUUUUUUUUCCAAAUAGGCAGAACAGCAAACAAAACCUUCACUCAAUCUAUGCUGCUGCAGCUAGGUCUAAAAAGUUCACAAUCUCUCUCUGUUGUUUUCUCAUUUUAAUCCUAUCCUUUUUUUCCAUCAAUGUAACAUUGUCAUACCCAGUAUCAUGUCUAAGAAAGCAAACAUUACCUGUUUAUGUUAACAUUAGAGGCCUGUACAUUACUGAUAACUGUCCCUCUGCACCUUUUCAUCUCUUUUAAUGUCCUCAUUGAACUGUGAACUCAACACAGAAGAGAACGUCACAAUUUUAUGCCGUUUUUAUGCAUAAUCUUCAAAUACUUUUUGCGACAGUAUUAUUGCAAUAGCCAUAUAACGUAACAGAAUUUAAGACACAAAUUGUAGUCAGCUAAAGACCAUAUCUGAAAUGUAUGACAUUUUGUCAUUGCUUUUGAAAUAAUAAAACCAUGCAAUAAAUGGAAUUUCUAAUGCCAUAA
Tachysurus vachellii is the source of this 5542-nucleotide messenger RNA. RefSeq names its product 1-acylglycerol-3-phosphate O-acyltransferase 5 (lysophosphatidic acid acyltransferase, epsilon) (gene agpat5). Gene Ontology annotation, molecular function: acyltransferase activity. The transcript is spliced from 8 exons. The record is from RefSeq and is a predicted model, not a curated record. Bases 801 to 1898 code for a protein of 365 amino acids. Lineage: Eukaryota; Metazoa; Chordata; Actinopteri; Siluriformes; Bagridae. Gene Ontology annotation, cellular component: endomembrane system; mitochondrion.